UGUUAUAAAUCACGGUAUAAGCGAGGAGUUGAAGGACGAGGUUUUCAAGCAGAGCAAAAAAAUAUUUGCUCUUCCUUUAGAAGAGAAGAUGAAACUAUUAAGAAACGAAAAGUAUCGAGGCUAUGCACCGCUCCAUGAUCAACUCUUAGAUCCUGACAAUCAAGUUCGGGGGGAUUACAAAGAGGGCUUUUCCAUUGGAGUCUUAUGUCCCAAAGAUGAUUCUCGCGAUAACCCGUUCUAUAGCCCCAACAUUUGGCCUGAUCCCGAUGUUUUGCCUGGCUGGCGGGCGACCAUGGAGACAUUUUAUCAAGAAGCAUUGAGAGUUUGUAAGGCAAUUGCGAGUAUAAUGGAGUUGGCGCUUGAUUUGGAUGUGAAUUACUUUGAUAAACCAAAUAUUCUUGGAAAUCAUAAUGCAGUAAUGCGGUUGCUUCAUUAUGAAGGAAACUCUGACCCCUCGAAAGGAAUAUAUGCAUCUGGAGCACAUUCUGAUUACGGAAUGAUGACCAACUUAGCGACCGAUAGUGUAAUGGGACUCCAGAUAUGCAAAGAUAAGGAUGUGAAGCCUAUGAAGUGGGAAUAUGUACCGUCGAUUAAAGGAGCCUACAUUGUUAAUAUCGGUGAUUUGCUGGAGCGUUGGAGCAACUGCUUACUCAAAUCCACAUUGCAUCGGGUUAUUGGGAAUGGUCACGAACGAUAUUCCAUACCAUUUUUCUUGGAACCAAGUCACGAAUGUAUAGUGGAGUGUCUUCCUACCUGCCAGUCCGAAAACAACCUUCCCAAAUAUCCCGCGAUCAAAUGUUCAACGUACCUCACGCAACGUUACAAGGAAGCACAUGCGGAUUUGAGCAUUUACGAAAAGUAGAUCCAAGUGAUUUAAUAGUCCACGC
Messenger RNA from Brassica oleracea var. oleracea, 887 nucleotides. Its product is annotated as 1-aminocyclopropane-1-carboxylate oxidase-like. The record is from RefSeq and is a predicted model, not a curated record. Lineage: Eukaryota; Viridiplantae; Streptophyta; Magnoliopsida; Brassicales; Brassicaceae. The coding region runs from base 89 to 862 and encodes 257 amino acids. The transcript is spliced from 10 exons.